Monoraphidium neglectum is the source of this 735-nucleotide messenger RNA. RefSeq lists its product as hypothetical. The transcript is spliced from 7 exons. The coding region runs from base 1 to 735 and encodes 244 amino acids. Gene Ontology annotation, molecular function: ubiquitin-protein transferase activity. Gene Ontology annotation, biological process: protein ubiquitination. The record is from RefSeq and is a predicted model, not a curated record. Lineage: Eukaryota; Viridiplantae; Chlorophyta; Chlorophyceae; Sphaeropleales; Selenastraceae.
AUGCGCCAGCCGGCGCUGCUGAUCAGCGAGGCGAUUGAGACCCCCGCCACCUACGAGCGGGACGCCAUACAGGGCUGGCUGCGCAGCAGCAGGGUCGACCCUCGCAGCCGCGCGCGCGUGGGCGACGACGGCCGGCUGGUCCCCAAUCUUGAGCUGCACAGAGCCAUAGAGGACUUCUGCGCCAUGCACGCGCGCCAGGCGGCCGCCGCCGCGCGCGGCGGCAGCGGGGGCGGCUGCGGCGCGGGCGGCGGCGUGGCGGGGGCCGCCGGGGUGGCGGGCAGCAUCGUCGAGGCUGUGGGCGUCGGCGCGCUGGGCGCCGACGCCGCCGCGGCGGUCGGCGGCGGCGGCGGCGGCGCAGGCGGCGGCGCCGGCGCGCACCAGGGGCUGUUUGCGGGGCCCCAGGCCACUGCGGCGGCGCAAGCCCCGGCAGUGAAGGCGUUUGAGGCCCUCGCUUCCAGCCUCAACACCACCGCAGCCGCCCUGCUGACCAACACCACCCUGCUGAGCAGCGUCCUCCGCUACCACGUGGUCAGCGGAAGGCAUUACUCAUCCGACCUGUCGGACGCCGAGCAGCUGCCCACCCUGCUGGGCAGCAACGUGACCAUCUCCAAGCCGCCAGCAAUGUUCAACCCGAACCCGGUGCCCCCCGCGCCGCCAGCCGCCGAGGUUGUGAUCCGCGACAUCUCAGCUGGCCAGAGCGUCAUCCACAUCAUUAACCGAGUCCUGACGCCAUAA